CCUGAAUUUUGCCUGAGUGAAAAGCUGUCGCUUCAGGAUUGGUCCUGGAACAGUCAUUGAAGCGCGCACGAGGAUCGAGAAGCCAUACAAAACUGAAGAGAACGCUUCGGAAUAGGCCUCGUUAUCGAAAGGAUUAAGCACAUACGGCUUUUGCAGGUAUAUUUUCACCCAGGAAUCGGAGGGAAUGGACCCGCGGAAAGUGACAGAAUUAAAGGCCUUUGUGGCGAUGUGCAAAGAGGAUCCCUCCUUGUUGCACCUGCCCGAAAUGGCAUUCUUGCGAACCUGGUUGCAGGGAAUGGGAGCAACCAUCCCAUCAGCUCCUGGCAAUGAGUCGUCAUCAUGCAGGGGCGGCUGUCCGUGUGGCCCGCCACCCUCCGCAUCCAAACCACCACCUGAGCCAAGCCCGCCAUCAGAGAGUGAGGAGAGCGAUCUGGAUAUUGACAAUGAUGGAGUCAUUGAGGCAGACACAGAUGCGCCACAGGAGAUGGGAGACUUUGAAAACCUUGAGGUGACGGACGAGAUGAUGGAUGAGGCAAACACAAAGAAAAUGGAAGCAAUUGAAGCCCUGGGAGAAGGGGACAUGCAGAAAGCUCUGGAUCUCUUCACAGAAGCCAUCAAACUCAACCCCUGUCUGGCUAUCCUCUACGCCAAGCGAGCUAGUGUGUAUAUCAAGAUGCAGAAGCCUAACGCUGCCAUCAGAGACUGCAAUCGAGCCAUUGACAUCAACCCAGACUCUGCACAGCCUUACAAAUGGAGAGGAAAGGCACACAGACUGCUGGGGCACUGGGAGGAGGCAGCUAAGGACCUGGCCAUGGCCUGCAAACUGGACUAUGACGAAGACGCCAGCGCUGUGCUGAAGGAAGUUCAGCCCAAGGCAAACAAAAUCGCCGAGCACAGGCGGAAGUACCAGCGCAAGCGUGAGGAGCGGGAGCUGAAGGAGAGGCAGGAGAGGGUGAAGAAGGCCAAGGAGGAGCACGAGAGGGCUCAGAGGGAGCAGGAGGCCAGGCAACAGGCAGGCGGAGCAGGAGCGGGCGCAGCCGGAGGGUUCCCAGGAUUCCCAGGUGCUGGCGGGUUCCCAGGGGCUGGUGGCUUCCCAGGUGGAGCAGGUGGAUUUCCGGGUGGAGCAGGUGGCUUCCCAGGUGGAGCAGGUGGAUUUCCGGGCGGCAUCCCCGGUCUGGACAAACUCCUGAGUGACCCGGAAGUCCUCAUGGCCAUGAAGGACCCUGAUGUCAUGGCUGCCUUCCAGGAUGUGGCGCAGAACCCUGCCAACAUCGCCAAGUACCAGAACAACCCCAAGAUCAUGGCUCUCAUUGCCAAACUCAGCACCAAGUUUGGUGGCGCGCAGCCCUAGAGUGCUACAACGCAGCAAGGGAAGUAGAAAUGAGGAGGAGAAAAAAAAAAACAUGGGGUGGGUGGGUUGAUGGAGAUGGUUUUGAUGAUGCGUUGUUUAGUGAGUGUGUGGAGGGGGAAUAAGGGGGUGGAUUUCAAAAGGCUUCCCAGGUGUGCACCAAUGUCAUGGGGAGGGACUGGAGGCAAGGCCUAGCCCUUUUGGGGAGUUGUAAAAAAUGGUAUGGCCAAAGCAGUCUUAAGGAGAGGUGGCCUUAGCCAUAUGCAUGCAGUACACACUCCCACAGGAGGUUUCAUCGGCACUGAAGAGGGCAGCAGAUGCCCGAAAUAACCAUUAACAUGGGGCCAGCCUGCUUCAGGCAUACAGCACUUCUUUUACAAAAUUACACAGCGAUGGUGCAGGACUCAAACCAAAUCUAUUUUGGAAUAUAAAGUAGACAUUGAUGAUGAUGAUGCGUGUGUGUACAUCAGUCUCCACGCUUUUAGUGGAAGAGUAGGCUGUUAGUGGAUUUGAUCUAGGGAAAAAAGUAACUCAUAACUACAAAAAUCAGCAAAUCUCGGGUGGUUGAGCAGAUUUAGACUUCUUGUUACUGAGAACAUCAAGACAGCAACAGGUCUCUGGUGGACUUCACUCUCCCUCAGGAUUUUUUCUUUUACAUGUUUUACUUACCUCUCCACUAUAAUGUAAUAUAUUCCCUGUAUGUCUUUCUUGCUCCGAAUUAAAAAAGCAAAAAUUGAGAUGUAUAACAGUUUGCAAUCAUUAAAAAGGACAUUUCUGAUUGUUGGAAAA
Messenger RNA from Engraulis encrasicolus (European anchovy), 2137 nucleotides. It is a transcript of the gene st13, whose product is annotated as ST13 Hsp70 interacting protein. The coding region runs from base 185 to 1351 and encodes 388 amino acids. The record is from RefSeq and is a predicted model, not a curated record. NCBI's taxonomy places the organism in Eukaryota, Metazoa, Chordata, Actinopteri, Clupeiformes, Engraulidae. Gene Ontology annotation, molecular function: Hsp70 protein binding; protein dimerization activity. The transcript is spliced from 13 exons.